Messenger RNA from Cyprinodon variegatus (sheepshead minnow), 8230 nucleotides. It is a transcript of the gene ylpm1, whose product is annotated as YLP motif containing 1. Gene Ontology annotation, cellular component: nucleus. Bases 298 to 6411 code for a protein of 2037 amino acids. The transcript is spliced from 25 exons. Gene Ontology annotation, biological process: regulation of telomere maintenance. Lineage: Eukaryota; Metazoa; Chordata; Actinopteri; Cyprinodontiformes; Cyprinodontidae. The record is from RefSeq and is a predicted model, not a curated record.
CCGUUUUCAGCUGCGUGCUCUCAAGUUGUCGGCCAUUCAGCGCCAUAAAAUAUCGCUCAAAAGAAUAAGAAUAGGACACAAAUUGGCUUUUCUGUGACACUCUUUGGUCAAAGUUAAACAAGUACUGCAAGCGAUAACAUUUUUGGGAUUUAUAACUGAACUGUUUGGAAUAUGAACUGAUAAUGUAAGCUGUUUUCCUUUUAAGAGCGGAGGUAGACGUUAGCUGGUAGCUUUGUUAGCUGCUCUGGGCCCUUCUAUAUGUAAUUACGGUGGCCCCCUGUGCUUUUAUUUUAUAAAAUGUAUCCCUCUUGGGGUAAUUACGGGGCCCCUCCGCCGCAAAGCUACGGAGGACCUGGUCCUCGUAAACCUCUAGUAGGAACAGGUCAAGCUCCCGGUGGGUUCGGCGGCUUCGAGGCCUCGUCAGGCGGCUCGGUGUUCUCCAGCCUGGAGGAGCAGCAUCGCCAACAGAUGCAGCAGCUCCAGAUGCUGCACCAGAAACAGCUGCAAUCCGUUUUACACCACGGUAACAGCGCGCCGGGAUUUGGGGGUGGAAUUCCGGGUGGUUUUAACUCGGGCCCGCAAUGGCAAUCCGAAGGACCGGGCCACGUAGAAGCGCAACAGGCUCAGCAUCAGCCCCCUCCGAUGCUACCGCAGCAGGCCGAGUCCAAACCAGCCCCACCUCCUCCAGAAUCGCUGAAGCCCCAAGAGAACAUCGGUGCUCCCCAAGCUCCAGAGGUGGGGACCACAAGCCAGUCCAGCACUAAUAACAACUCCCUACCUUUACAGGAGCAACAAAAUGUGUGGUACCAACAGCAUCUUCAGAAUUUACAGAAACUGAGGCAAGAAAAAGCCAAACUAAAUCAGAAAGAGGACAAUGCCUUUCUACCACCGCCGCCACCUUCAAGUCAGGCAGCUCCUCCUCCUCCUCCAUUAGAACCCCCCAAAGGCACACCUCCACCACCACCUCCAAAAGAGGAACCUCCUGUGCCUCCUUUACCUCCGACAGAAGUAACGAAUGCAAAUGUAGGAAACUCAUCUAAACUAACAGACACACCUGAUGCCCCAAAAGACCCAGAAGAAUCUGCUCGUCUCCAGGAAUUACAGGCUGCAGCAGCACAAUGGCAGCAAGUACAACAUCAGAGAGUUAGUUUACAGUACCAGGCUCUCAUGCAGCAGCAUGAAAAACUUCAGCAGGUUCUUGAACAAUAUCAACGGCUCAUUCAACAGCCCCCAAACCUCCAGACAAUGACUGCUGAAAUGCAGCUGAGGCAUUAUGAAAUGCAAAAGCAGCAGUUCAUGUCUUUAUUUCAAAACUGGACUACUUCCUUUGCUUUGUGGCACGAACAGUUCCAGUCUUAUCCUCACAAAGAUCAAUUGCAGGAAUAUGAGCUCCAGUGGAAGCAGUGGCAAGAGCAGAUGAAUGCUACCUAUGUCCAUCUUCAAGAAAGGGUGGUGGCUUUUUCUGCCAUGGUCCCAUUUGGUGCUAUGAUGGGACAAUUUGGCCAUUACCCUGGCCAGGAGAUGCACAUCCCAAACCCCAGUAUCCCACCUCCUACAGUUGCUGUUGGUGCCACCGCACCAGGUGCUGUUGGAACCACAGCUACAGUUGUUGCUAGCUCCAUGGCUCAAAGUGCUGCUGGGGCUUUAUCUCUAGGACAACAACCUCCUCCUUUUAUGGCACAUUCAGAAUCAUCUGAUGGACCUCCUAUGCAAGGAACUCUAUCUGCUGGGGCAGGAGACAUGCCCCCUGGUCCCUUGACAACACAGUCUUCAAGUUUCAACAGUGUAACGAGUCAACGGAACAGCAGAUUUGACCAGCCACCACCAGGCUUUAAUGAGCCCCCUAUGUCCAACCAGUCACAUCAGCGUUUCGAUGGACCCCCAAGGCGCAGCAGAUUUGACCAGCCACCACCAAGCUUUAAUGAGCCCCCUAUGUCCGACCAGUCACAUCAGCGUUUCGAUGGUCCACCAAGGUUUGAUCAACCACGGCAGCGUUUUGAUGGUCCCCCAAGAUUUGACCAACCACGGCAGCGUUUUGAAGGUCCCCCAAGGUUUGACCAACCACGGCAACGUUUUGAAGGUCCCCCAAGGUUUGACCAACCACGGCAACGUUUUGAUGGUCCCUCAAGGUUUGACCAACCACAGCAGCGGUUUGAAGGUCCCCCAAGAUUUGACCAACCGCGACAGCCCUUUGAUAAUCCCCCUAGACAUGACCACCCUCAGUUUGGACAACAAUCUAGAUUGGAACCCACAAGACCCAUUGGCCCACCAUCGCGUUUUGAAUCUCCUUCCCCAUCUCUGCAAAAAACACAGAAAGAUCCUGAACAAAAUUUGGAGAAGGAAAUUCAGGGUUCUGCCAGUACAGUUUCAACAACUCCAUCUAAACCACUUGCACAACCAAAGUCUCCUAACAAAGAGAAAGAUGUUCCAAAUAAAGGUGGGGCUGAAGACUUGACAGAUGAUAGCUUGCUUGGAGGAGAAGGCUUUUUUAUUCCAGAUGCCCCUAUUCCCCAGACAUUACAUGACACAGAGCCUACGAAAGCAAAUGACAAAAGUGCCACUGAUGGUGGCAAUAAAGACAAACCUGGAACUGAAACUAAAACUUCAAUGUCAUUAUCAAAACCUCUACCACUACCACAAAACACAAAAAAAGACGAUGGACAACUGACAAACAACAAAACACCAUUAAUUAAAAAGACUCCAGAAAUCCAAACAGAACUACAGAGUCCUAUUGAGUUGCCACCAAAACCAAAGCUUCCCAAUCCUCCUUCUGGAAGGGGACGGGGUCAGCCUCCAUUGCGUGGUCUAGGGAGAGGACAGUUGGGCCCUAGCCAGUUUAGGGAACAUAAUACUCCACAAACUGGAGAGGAGAUGGCAGAAAUGGCCUAUGAUUAUAUGCCACCGGAAGAAGAUGCAGAAAUACCUGAAGACAAACAAGACUACUGGCAAGAUCCCUCAAAUUCAGGGUUUGGGGGAGAUGAAUCUGAGAUGGCCUCUGAGGAAACAUGGAUGCCAGAGGAACAUUAUUUUGAAGAGGAAGAGUAUUAUGAGGAGCCUAUGGCACCACAUAUGGGAAGAGGCAGACCACCUAUGAGAGGAGGGCCUAUUGGAGGAAGAGGAGGUCCACCAAUGGGAAGGAGGGCUCCCCUGCUUGGAAUGGGCCCACCUAUAGGAAGAGGAGGUCCACCCAUGGGUCGAGGAUUUCCUUCAAUGGGCAUUAGGGGAGGACCACCCAUGGGCAUUAGGGGAGGACCACCCAUGGGCAUUAGGGGAAGACCACCCAUGGGCAUUAGAGGAAGACCACCCAUGGGCAUUAGAGGAAGGCCACCCAUGGGCAUUAGAGGAAGGCCACCCAUGGGCAUUAGAGGUGGGCCUCCCAUGGGUCGUGGUGGGCCUCCCAUGGGUAGAGGUGGACCACCCAUGGGCAGAGGUGACUCAAAUGAUAUAGAUUGGACAGAGGCUGAGUCAGCUGAGUAUUCUGAAGAAGGGAACCCUUACUGGGAAGAAUGGCAGCCUCAAAUGCGAGGCAUGAGACCCCCAUUUCCGCCUGGUCGGGGUCGACCCCCACGUGGACACCCUGCUUUUAUGCCACGAGGUCGAGGCGGUCCAAUUCACUCUGUUCACGGUGAGAUGGCUCAUGAGUCUGUGGGUCGUGAAAUGGGCUUAGAUGAUGCCGGUGAAGAACUAACAAUGUACCCUAUGUACGAUGAGCAUGACCGAUACAGCCAUCCUCAUGUAGGAAGAGGUGGACGUAUACCCCCACCUCCUCAUGAACUGUUGGAUCGUUUGGAGGAGCCUUUGUAUGAUGGAGGGGAGGAAAGCUCUGAGUGGUAUCCUCCACAUGAAAGAGACCCUCCGAUGCCUCCACAUGAAAUAAUUGAUAGGGGAGGAAUAAGAAGACGACCUAUGGGUCGGGGAAUGGCAAGGGGAAUGUGGCGCCCAGGUCAGGAACCCGAGAGGUAUGAAGAGUAUAGUAAGGAGUAUGCUGUGGAUUACAAUCAUGGUGAGGAUGGGUAUCCCCGGCGUCCAGUCCAGGACUUUCCAUCAGAUGAAUAUCAUCAUGAAGCCAAAUACUUGAGGUCAGAGUGGGACAGAGAUGCACUGUCUGAAAGAGAGUAUCCUCCCCGCAUGCCGCCCCCAGCACACCUCAGGGAGGAGCACCUCAGGGAGGAGCACCUCAGAGAAGAGCACCUCAGAGAAGAGCACCUCAGAGAGCAGCACCUUAGGGAGGAGCACUGGAAACAGGAAAUGGAGAGACGUCACUCAUAUCCAUAUGAUGAAAAUGACAGGGCAAGGGGGGAGCUCAGAAUUCUUGAAUAUAGAGGUGAGCCCCCAUACAGGCUGGAUGAACCCCCUCACCUGCGGGCUUCAGACUGGGAUAGGCCUUCUAGACGUUCUCCCUUACCAGUGAGGGGGUACCCAGACUAUGAUGAUCCUAGACCUCAGUAUGAUGAACGGAAGGAGGAGCCACCAUCUGCAGCAUCUACAACAGACUUGCCUUCAAGCUUAGCUGAAACGGCUGCCCAAGGAACAAACUCUGCAAAUGUGCUGGCCCUUUCUCAACGGCAGCACGAAAUAAUCUUGAAAGCUGCUCAAGAACUUAAGCAAAUAAGGGAACUACAAGAGGGAAAGACCCCCAGUACUGAAAAUCAGCCUGGAUCCAGUGACGCACUGCCAGAGCUUCCUGCAGGCCUUCUGGGCUUGGAGAUCCCACCUGAUGUUAGGAAUGUGUUAAAGGGUAUAAGUGCUGCUGCCCAGACUCCUGGCACAGAUUCUGUGGCCUGGCAAAGCAAACAUGCUGCUGCUGCAGGAGAUUACCAAUCACCACAGUUGGCUUCAGCCAAACCCACUCCUAAAACUGUUGAUUACGGACAUGGCCACGAGCUCGGGGCAACUGUAGAGCGGAUCUCAUAUGGUGAGAGGAUAGUAUUGAGACCUGACCCUUUGCCAUCAGAUCGCCUCUAUGAAAAAGAACUGCUUGGCCUAAGAGAUCCCUAUGCUAGAGACCUGUAUCAUGACCGUCGAUCGGACCCCUAUUUGGAUCGCCGGGAGUAUAGCAGAGAGAGGGAGCUGUUCCGAGAAACUCCCCCGGAGUAUGAAAGAGACAGAUAUGAGAGGGAGCGUUACCAUUCACGAGAAAGAGAUGACAGCACACAUACCUUGGUUGAAGAAAGGUCUCCACUGGCUCCUCGAUCAUCAUACAGGGAAAGAGAUAAGGAGCGGAGUGGCAGUCGGGAUCAAGACGAUUAUUACGGAAGACAUAGCUAUGACAGACCUCCACAUGAUCGGUCCGGACCAGAGCGCCUCGGGGCCGAGCGUUACAGCUCACCGUUCUUGGAAAGAAGAAGUUAUCCAGAGGAGCGAGGGUCACACCCUCCUGCACCAGUCCCUCCACCACCUUCACGGGUCGAGAAGAAGCCUGAAAUAAAAAAUAUUGAUGACAUCCUCAAGACACCUGGUAGAUUAUCACGGCCUGAAAGGAUUGUGAUUAUAAUGAGGGGCCUUCCAGGAAGUGGGAAAAGCCAUGUUGCAAAGCUUAUACGGGACAAGGAGGUUGAAUGUGGUGGUGCACCUCCAAGGGUUCUUGUUCUGGAUGACUACUUCAUGACCGAGGUGGAGAAAGUUGAGAAAGACCCAGACACAGGAAGGAGAGUAAAAACCAAGGUUCUUGAGUAUGAGUAUGAGCCGGAGAUGGAGGAUACCUACAGGAGCAGCAUGCUGAAAACAUUUAAGAAAACUCUGGAUGACGGUUUCUUCCCCUUCAUCAUUUUGGACACCAUUAAUGACAGAGUUAAACAUUUUGAGCAGUUUUGGAGUGCAGCCAAAACUAAAGGCUUUGAGGUGUAUGUAGCUGAAAUCACAGCUGACACUCAAACCUGCGCAAAGAGGAAUGUCCAUGGCCGCACACUUAAGGAUAUAACAAAGAUGUCCAAAAACUGGGAAUCCUCUCCUCGUCACAUGAUGCGCCUAGAUGUGCGGUCCCUGCUUCAAGAUGCUGCGAUUGAGGAGGUUGAAAUGGAGGACUUUAACCCAGAAGAAGCACCCCAAGAAACCAAGAGGGAGGAGGAAGAAGAGAGUGAUCUGGGCUAUAUUCCAAAAAGCAAAUGGGAGAUGGAUACAUCAGAGGCCAAACUUGACAAGCUGGACGGCCUGGGAAGCGGUGGGAAGAGGAAGCGUGACAGUGAACAUUUGUCAGGCAUCGAGGACUUCCUGCAGCUGCCAGAUGACUAUGCCACACGCACGUCUGCUCCAGGAAAGAAACGGGUCCGAUGGGCUGAUCUUGAAGAGCAGAAAGAUGCAGAUCGAAAGCGUGCUAUCGGUUUUGUAGUGGGUCAAACGGACUGGGAAAAAAUAACAGAUGAGAGCGGACAGUUUGCACAAAGAGCUCUGAACCGUACAAAGUAUUUCUAAGAAGAUGAUGGAAUUCUUUAUUUUGGUUUAUGGAAAGGUGCCCAGAAUGUUAACACGUUCCAGCUUCUAUGUGAAACCUACAUCAGUGCGAUAAUCCCAGCAGUUGUCAUUUGAUUUUCAUUCACUAAUAAUAUAAAGAACAUAUUUUUUUCCCAGCUGGAUGAUUUGUGGUAGAUAAUCUGUGCUUCAGACAUCUUUUAGUCUUCUGUUUUAUACUUCUUGACUUCGUUCUGUAUACUCAAAGAACUGUUUUAGUCAAUGUGUUGUAGAGUAAAAUAAAUGGUUCACAACAUUAUAAACUUCUGAUAUGAUUUGUCAGUGGUGUUUCAUUGUGACGGUUGUGUGUUGCUCUAUGUACGGACGAUCUGCUGUUCAGUUUGCUAUUCCAUAUUAAAUGUCUUGCAUGUUUCAGCUUUGAAACCACUUUUUUUUCAGACACUUAUCCGCUGUAUCCAUCUGUUAAACUACUAAGCUCACUGUUAAGCUAAUGCUUAUUUUUGUAAACUAACAGAAUAUUUUUUAUAUAAUUCAAUCCAAUGUGAAGUAGAUGUAGGAACAAAGAUGAUGGUUUAAGUCCCAUUUUCUGUAAUUCCCUUUUCUAGAUUUUGAGCCUCUUAUUGCUGUGCAUGUCACCAGGUGGUUUUUGAAACAUUAAAGAGGAGCCAGUUCCUUUCAAUAACCUGUUGCUGACUUAUUUUUAAGUGUUAAAAAAUACCCAGAUUAAUAUUUUUGGUAUAUUCAGAUGAUCAGACAAAUGUUAAAUGGGUAACAAAAAGCUUAGUGAACACAGGAAGUGUUCUUGAGCUGCCUGAACCUAAGCUAAAGGGUUUCAAAUCGGUUUUAACACUAUGAAAAGGCCAUUUUUAAAUUUUGUUUAAAGUUAUUUAUUUAGGCUGGCAGUUUCUUCUUUUCCCCUAUACCAUAACCAAAGUGUUCUUUAGCAUCUCUUGUGUUAUUUAAGGGAAGUUUUAAAAGGGCAAGUAAAAUAUAUGGUUUAAUGCUUUUAUAAUGUUCUAAUUUUAUUUGUUUGUCACUUCUGUACAUUCAGAAGCAUGUUGAAGGCCCAGGGCUGAUAUGUUCUGGCUAAAACAAAAGCCUCAGUUUGAAUAUAUAGUUUGCAAUCCUUAUAAAACUAAUUUAAUUUAGAACAUUGCCAUAAAAAAUAAUGGUCUUAAACGUUUUGUAAGAGGCUUUAUUUUUUCACUACCUCGUAAGACUGAUGUUCAUACCUGGCUGUUAUGCUCUAGGGUAGUUCUUUUAAACUAAGCACUGAACUCUGUUAACUUUUAUCAGUGAAAGCACCACAACUCAAAUGUCAGUAUGUCAGAUGUAUUGUUUGAAACCUGAUAUGAAGCAUUUUUUUCACGUUUGUUGCCAUAAUGUGGUAAACUAUGAUCUAAACAGAUUGGGAUUGCAGUCUUUUAUUUAUUGUCUGCCUUAUAAACCUGGGUUAAAAUGGAGCAACACUGCACAAGUUUUGAUCUAAGUACUGGCUUACUUUGACAUAUUAAACUUUUUUAGGUCAAUGUACAGCACACAUCAAUUCUCUGUGGGAGCUACUUCUCAAAACUCUCCUUUGUAAUUUUAAGGGGUCAAAUCUUUCUUUGAAUGAGUCAUGUAAUGUAGAGCACGACUUCUCCGCAGUGAGCACUUAUGAAUCUCCCCUGAGAUUUUGCUUCACAAUCAUCUUAAGACUGUGGUUACCCCUGUUGCCAGUUUACUUUUUAGUUUUUUUUUUUUCCUUCUGCUUUGCUUUUCAUUAAUAUGCUUUGAUAAAAUACUUAAAACAAACCGUUACCAGUUGUCCUGGGUUUAAAUG